This is a messenger RNA of Ascochyta rabiei, 516 nucleotides long. RefSeq names its product ER membrane protein DP1/Yop1. The record is from RefSeq and is a predicted model, not a curated record. Lineage: Eukaryota; Fungi; Ascomycota; Dothideomycetes; Pleosporales; Didymellaceae. The transcript has 5 exons. Bases 1 to 516 code for a protein of 171 amino acids.
AUGUCUGUCCAGGAUAGAGCCCAGGCGCACCUUUCGCAGCUUGACAAGGAGCUUUCCAAGUACCCCGCCCUCAACAACUUCGAGAAGCAGACCUCCAUCCCCAAGGUCUACGCCAUUCUCGGACUCGCCGGUCUUUAUUUCUUCCUCAUCUUCUUCAACAUUGCCGGCGAGUUCCUUGUCAACAUUGCCGGUUUCGUCAUACCCAGCUACUACUCGUUGAACGCCCUGUUCAGCGCCAGUAAGGUCGAUGAUACUCAGUGGCUGACCUACUGGGUCGUUUACGCUUUCCUGACAGUCUUCGAGAGCGCCGUUAGCGCUGUAUACUGGUUCCCCUUCUACUACACCUUCAAGUUUGUUUUCGUCCUGUGGAUGGCUCUCCCUCAGACUGCUGGCGCCCAGAUCAUCUUCCGCUCUUUCAUCCAGCCCGUCUUCUCGCGCUACUUCUCAGAGUCUGGAUCCACUGCUGCCGAUCUCCGCGCCAAAGUUGACUCGGCUGGCAAGUCCCACGCUUCCUAA